This is a messenger RNA of Suillus subalutaceus, 198 nucleotides long. RefSeq lists its product as uncharacterized. NCBI's taxonomy places the organism in Eukaryota, Fungi, Basidiomycota, Agaricomycetes, Boletales, Suillaceae. The annotation marks the transcript as partial. The transcript has a single exon. The record is from RefSeq and is a predicted model, not a curated record.
AUGGAUAUAUUCUUAACCUACGCUAAUUUCUUAUUAGGUUCAGAGGACAAAGACAAGAGCCGACCAGUCAUCAUUGGGGAGGCUCCUCCACCACACUCUGCUCACUUACGUGGCCGGCGGUUGCUUGCCAAUGGCAUUAUCGAUCGUGAAGGACCGUCUCGUCUCCGGCCAAGUGCAGCAACUACCAAAGUCAGGAAG